Lymnaea stagnalis (great pond snail) is the source of this 132-nucleotide messenger RNA. Lineage: Eukaryota; Metazoa; Mollusca; Gastropoda; Lymnaeidae. The record is from the annotation of a GenBank genome assembly.
UAUGACAGAAACAACCCCAAACACAAACACAUUCUCCUGUGUCUACUGAUGACUGCCUGUGACCUGUCUGACCAAACCAAGAACUGGAACAACACAAAGUACAUUGCAGUAAGUCAUACCAUCCUAUUCUAG